CUGAAAUCACCCCUACGUGGCCUCACGAGGGCUGGGCUCUUAACACAACCCCAUCAUGCUGCGUGACCAGAUUGUCAAUAUGCUGCUCGCGGCUAGAGACACGACAGCAGGACUUCUAGCAUUUGCCUUCUUCUUGCUGGCACGGAACCCCAAAGUCUGGAAUAAGCUCAGAGCCGACGUUCUUGAGCAUUACACCGAACCUUUGACCUAUGAUGCUGUUAUGCAGAUGACAUAUCUGCGCUACGUGCUGCAAGAAACUCUUCGUCUCUUCCCUCCUAUUGCCACUAAUAGCCGCAUGGCCAAUAAAGACUGCGUAAUCCCGGUGGGCGGUGGUCCUGACGGACGCUCGCCAAUGUUCGUUGCCAAGAACAACGUGGUCACUUACAGCACAUUCGUUAUGCACCGCUGCCCAGAACUCUUCGGCUCUGAUGCUGAGGAGUUCAUCCCGGAGAGCUGGGAGACCCUCCGCCCAGGCUGGGAAUACCUGCCCUUCAACGGUGGCUCUCGAGUAUGCCCUGGUCAGAAGUUCGCCCUCACCGAGUUGUCAUACACCAUUGCAAGGUUGUUGCAAGCCUUCUCUGGCAUUGAAAAUCUGGAUCCGACUGACUGGCGCGAGCAACUCACCUUAUCCCUGACAUUGAACAACGGAGUAAAGGUGCGACUCCACCCGGAAGCUUAGGGACCCUGAAGUUGUCUCUUUCAUAGCCACGAACAAUACCGGGUUAUUUGCAUGGAACUUCUCUUCGCUUAUCUUGAGUGGACCAAGGUGGUAAUGGACCCUGGGCCUGACCAUCGCUAUAGACCCUGGCAGUUGAUGCAAUCGAAUGUUGGCACAGAUAGGCAGCUGUUGCUCGAUGAGUCGACUGAGUACACGCAGGUAAAACUAAGGUAGCAUUCCAAAAGAGACGUUUAAUAUCAAUUCAGAGAUUCCAAGAGGUGACUAGGAUACCGCAGCACAAUCAAAUAGCCUAAGAAGGCCGGUAAGGAGACCGCCAAGGCGGGACCCCAAUAUGCUAGAGAUUCGGAUGCAGCAAGGAACCAGUCC
Colletotrichum phormii is the source of this 1045-nucleotide messenger RNA. RefSeq names its product cytochrome P450. Lineage: Eukaryota; Fungi; Ascomycota; Sordariomycetes; Glomerellales; Glomerellaceae. Gene Ontology annotation, molecular function: oxidoreductase activity, acting on paired donors, with incorporation or reduction of molecular oxygen; iron ion binding; heme binding. The transcript is spliced from 2 exons. The record is from RefSeq and is a predicted model, not a curated record. The coding region runs from base 56 to 679 and encodes 207 amino acids.